Messenger RNA from Hevea brasiliensis (rubber tree), 685 nucleotides. Its product is annotated as ubiquitin-60S ribosomal protein L40. Gene Ontology annotation, biological process: translation; modification-dependent protein catabolic process; protein ubiquitination. The record is from RefSeq and is a predicted model, not a curated record. The transcript has 5 exons. NCBI's taxonomy places the organism in Eukaryota, Viridiplantae, Streptophyta, Magnoliopsida, Malpighiales, Euphorbiaceae. Gene Ontology annotation, molecular function: structural constituent of ribosome; ubiquitin protein ligase binding; protein tag activity. Gene Ontology annotation, cellular component: ribosome; nucleus; cytoplasm. The coding region runs from base 80 to 466 and encodes 128 amino acids.
CCGGACUAUAAAAGCUUAAAGAUACGUGCGGCUACCUCCUGUCUUUGCCAUUGAGAGAGAGCGACAGAGGAGAGCCAAGAUGCAGAUUUUCGUGAAAACCCUAACUGGGAAGACCAUAACUCUCGAGGUAGAGAGCAGUGAUACCAUCGAUAAUGUCAAGGCCAAGAUCCAGGACAAGGAAGGAAUCCCACCGGACCAGCAGCGAUUGAUCUUCGCGGGGAAGCAGCUUGAAGAUGGCCGAACCUUGGCUGAUUACAAUAUCCAGAAAGAAUCAACCCUACAUCUUGUGCUGAGGCUUAGGGGAGGAAUUAUAGAGCCUUCUCUUAUGGCUUUGGCUCGCAAAUACAAUCAAGACAAGAUGAUCUGCCGCAAAUGUUAUGCUCGACUGCAUCCAAGGGCUGUUAACUGCCGGAAGAAGAAAUGUGGUCAUAGCAAUCAGUUGAGGCCCAAGAAGAAGAUCAAGUAAACUCUGAUGCAGAGUAGUGCUUUUAUGGCGUUUAAAGAUUUGAGUGUUAGAUUUUUUAUUUUAUCCUGCAUGUUAGGUUUGGAUUUAGCAAAAGCCACUGUGGUUAAAUUUUAUCGAAUCCUGUUAUCGAUCAGAUAUUUUAUUUUUGAAAUUGCUAUAUGACAUUUUGUUUUUGUAGCAACUAUCCACUAGUCAAGCAUUAUUCCUUUGUUUGAUGAA